This is a messenger RNA of Oenanthe melanoleuca, 1239 nucleotides long. RefSeq lists its product as uncharacterized. The transcript has 7 exons. Lineage: Eukaryota; Metazoa; Chordata; Aves; Passeriformes; Muscicapidae. The record is from RefSeq and is a predicted model, not a curated record. Gene Ontology annotation, molecular function: oxidoreductase activity. The coding region runs from base 184 to 636 and encodes 150 amino acids.
CUGCUUGCUCUGGCACUGGUGCUGAAUGUUGAUGAGAGGAAAACUUGACUCACUUCCAGAAGUCACUUGACAGAAGUCAUUUGCAGUGAUUCCUUUUAGUACUAUCUUUAUUUAAUUCACUGGCCUGAUGCACAAGUUCCAGGUAAAAGUAAUCGAGAGGUCCGAGCUGAAACCUGGAGUGCGAUGGAAGAGCUCUAUGAGAAAGGUUUGUGUAAAUCAAUUGGCGUAAGCAAUUUUCUUAUCAGCCAUCUUGAGCAGCUGAAGGAGGACUGUGUGAUUACCCCACAUGUUAAUCAGGUUGAAUAUCACCCUUUCCAAAGACCUCAGGAGCUGGUUGAUUAUUGUAGGAGCAGAGAUAUUGUUUUUGAAGGCUACUGUCCUUUAGCCAAAGGUGAAGCACUCAGUCAUCCUACUGUCAUUCAGCUGGCAAGGAAGUACAGCAGAACUCCAGCACAGAUUUGCAUACGCUGGAACAUACAGAAUGGGAUUGUCACUAUUCCAAAGUCAACAAAGGCAGAACGGAUAGAGGAAAACUGCAAGGUGUUUGAUUUUACAAUAGCAGAAGAUGAUGUUGAAAUUCUGAAUGGAAUGCAUGAUGGGAGACAUGUUUCCUGGGAUCCAAGUUUUAUUGUGUGAAUCAAGGUUUUUGAUUCUAAUCUGAAGAAAGAAGAUGUGGAAAUUUUGAGCAUAGUGAAUAUCAACAGAAAAUUAACUCAUCUAACCUAUUCCCUAUGGAAAGAGUAAUUUAAAACCAGAUUGUUCCAAACUGAAAAAGUGAUGUAAUUGAGACAUUAAUUAAUUUUAAACUGAACAAUAAAUCUGAAUUGUUCUUAGGUACCCAGUAUACUCAAGAAUCAAUAUAAAUGGUUUGUAUUUACUCUUAUGAUAACAAAUUAAUAAAAUAAUUUAAUUUACUCUUUGUAGCAUUCUUACAGAUACAGAAAUACUUUCAGCAUCUUCUCUGCUCUCUUGGAACUUUCUGGUAUAGUCUCUCAGUAUGGGUUGAAUUAUCUCACAACAUAAUUUUCUUCUGCCUGCAUGUACUUUGUCAUUUGAACCCAUUUGAACAAAUUAGCUAGACAUAUUUUUUUCCUUACAGAUUUUAAAAAGUAUCAAUUAUUUGAAAGCACAUGAGAGAAUGCUACCAAUACAUGUAAAUCUUGACAAAUUAUUCAAAAUAUGGAAUAUUUGUUCAGGGACUGCAGAAGAAUAAUGAAUCCAACGUUUACAUUUGUUCUA